CUCGUCGACGAAAUCACCUUCAAACUGGCUGAAGAGGCCGAAGACGCUCCCACCGCAACUGCCAUCCUGGGCCCAUUCUUCCGCGCCGACACCCCCUACCGCAAGAACGGCGAUAACAUCGUCAAGGGGGUCCCGGAUGGCGAGAUGGCUUUCAUGCAUGGCCGUGUUAUCGAUUUCACCACCAAGAAGCCACUGGUGGGAGCUACCGUGGAGGUGUGGCAGGCGGCGACGAAUGGGUUGUACGAGCAGCAGGACCCGAACCAGGAGGAAUUCAACCUCCGCGGAAAGUUCAAGACGGACGAGGAGGGCCGGUAUUACUUCUACUGCUUGAGACCCACGCCAUACCCUGUUCCUGAUGACGGACCGGCCGGGAAGCUGCUCAAGCUGAUGGACAGACAUCCAUUCCGACCUGCUCAUAUUCACAUCAUUGCUACUCAUGACGGCUACAAGCCCCUCACCACGCAGAUCUUCGACCGCAAAGACCAAUACCUAACCAAUGACUCUGUCUUCGCCGUCAAGGACUCGCUGAUCGUGGACUUUAUUCCCCGCGAGGGUGACUCUCAAGCCGGUCUUGAGCUGAACUAUGAUGUGAAAUUGGUGCCGGCCCAGUCGAGCAGCACCAAUGGUGUAUAA
Molecule: messenger RNA, 633 nt
Organism: Aspergillus bombycis
Lineage: Eukaryota; Fungi; Ascomycota; Eurotiomycetes; Eurotiales; Aspergillaceae
Product: catechol 1
Exons: 3
Molecular function (GO): ferric iron binding; oxidoreductase activity, acting on single donors with incorporation of molecular oxygen, incorporation of two atoms of oxygen
Source: RefSeq, a predicted model, not a curated record